This is a messenger RNA of Suillus clintonianus, 1445 nucleotides long. RefSeq lists its product as uncharacterized. The coding region runs from base 284 to 1378 and encodes 364 amino acids. NCBI's taxonomy places the organism in Eukaryota, Fungi, Basidiomycota, Agaricomycetes, Boletales, Suillaceae. The record is from RefSeq and is a predicted model, not a curated record. The transcript has 16 exons.
GUGGCAGUGCCAGUGAUCCAAAUGUAGCGGUAGGUUCUGCAACAUGAGUUACAUGCAUACCAUCAUCACACGAGGAACACACGCCUCAAUGCAGAAUCUUAUCAUGUCCCGUUUGUCGUGGCGCUAGCUAUAGAAGCUUUGAUUCGUCAUUCUUUACAUACGAGAGUGUCACGAGUGCCGAUUCUUUGGGUAGGAAGAUCUAAAAUUUGUAUUGAUGCAUCAUUACGUCGAAACUCUUGUGUUCCUUUGGCGUUGCUAGUGAAAUUGGUUCUGACGGUCAAAAAUGUCUUCCUCAACGCAGGGCCUCUUCCCACAAGUUGACCUCGGAAACACGUAUGGGGCGCUUUUCAUUGGGGCUAUUGUUGCGGGAAUCCUCUUUGGUCUAACCAAUGUUCAGGCUUUCAUCUACUUCCAGACGCAUAGGGGCACAGGGACAACAUUCUAUAAGCUAGUCGUCAUCGUGCUUUGGAUACUUGAUGCUCUGCAUCUGGUCUUCAUCGUCCAUUGUAUCUAUUAUUAUUUAGUGAAUCACUUCGCGGACAUUGGUGCGCUCACAAGAAUUGUAUGGAGUUUCAAACUUCAGAUAGUAUGCGACGUCCCCAUCAUCCAUGGAGUACAAUUACUGUAUAUUCAUCGAAUAUGGAUAGUCAGCAAGGGCCGAUCAAGAGUUCUCCCUAUCACAGCGGGCAUAUUCGUGGUUCUAGAUUCGAGUGAGUUUAUCACCCCGAAACAUUAUUCGAUCGUGAAACACUCCCCUUCAGGUGUUUCCAUCCCCCUUCUUUGGGCACUAUUCCAGUGCCAUUCGUUCUCUGACUUGGUUGGAGUCGAGUGGUCGACAUAUAUGGCCUUAGCCGCCAUUAGUUGCGGUGAUGUCCUUAAUGCAUCAUCGUUAUGUUAUCUCCUCGCUACCUCCCGUACAGGGUUCUCUAGUACCGAUUCCUCUAUAAUAAAACUCAUGGGUUUCAUCAUUGAUACCGGCUGUUUGACGAGCGUAUGUUCGAUAGUAGCCAUCAUAACAUGCGCAGUGAUGCCCAAGAAUUACGUUUUUCUCGGUAUUGAAUGUUUAGUGGCUAAAUUAUAUGUCAACUCGUUCAUCGCACUCCUGAACGCGCGACACUACCUAAAGGCCGACAGAGACAGUAUCGUUUCUUCCAAAUACCAUACCAGACACAGCGUCUACCUCCCAAAGCUGCACUUUCGCUCGUCGCAAGACGAGGGACUCCAACGAGAAUGUUUUGAUCCCGACAAUGGGGUGGGGCAUCCCAUUCGGACCGUUCAAUCUAUCACGGUCGGUAGUCGCCUUAGUGUUGAUGAAACAGAAGAUACAGCGUAUACUUGCGAUGACAGUGAAAAACCAUCCUAUCUCAAAUUGGUAUGAUGAAUUUGUAUGGACGGAUUGUAUGCCUGUUCUUCCUGUAUUAUUGCCGUUUCGAAAAGUUGACGAC